ACCGGGCUCCGCGCCCGAGCGUGCGCGCGCGCCCGAGCGUGCGCGCGCGUCCUCGCUCGUCGCCCGGCUCGGCGUCGGGAGCGCGCUCUGUGUGGCCGCUGCCGCCAUGUUGUUGUGGUUGUGAGAAGGCGGCGGCGGCGGCGGCGGCGGAGUAGCAGCCGGACGAGACGUCCCAGCGGCUCAGGCGCUGCCCAGCGCCGGCCCUGGCAGGGAGCCUGGUGGGGUGGCGGAGGGGGAGACUGUGCCGUGGCGGGCCUCGCCAUGUCCUGCUGCCCGACUUCCUUGUGAAACCUCCUAGUAGAAAAAGUUCUUGGGACAAACUUCAUUUGACCUCACCAUAAGGGAAAGAAGAGAGCCUUGUUGGACACUGAAGAAGGGACGGGGAUUUCUCCUCCUAAUCUGAGCCUCUUGUCAUGGAUGAAGAGACUCGGCACAGCCUUGAGUGCAUCCAGGCCAAUCAGAUCUUUCCCAGGAAGCAGCUGAUCCGGGAGGAUGAGAAUCUUCAGGUUCCUUUCCUUGAACUUCACGGAGAGAGCACAGAGUUUGUGGGCCGUGCCGAGGAUGCCAUCAUUGCCCUUUCCAAUUACAGACUUCACAUCAAGUUCAAGGAGUCUCUUGUUAAUGUUCCAUUACAGCUUAUAGAAAGUGUUGAAUGCCGAGAUAUAUUUCAGCUUCAUUUGACUUGCAAAGACUGCAAAGUUAUCAGGUGUCAGUUUUCAACCUUUGAGCAGUGUCAAGAGUGGCUGAAGAGACUGAACAACGCAAUCCGACCACCUGCUAAAAUAGAAGAUCUCUUCUCAUUUGCAUACCAUGCUUGGUGCAUGGAGGUCUAUGCCAGUGAAAAAGAGCAACAUGGAGACCUGUGCAGACCAGGGGAGCAUGUAACUUCAAGGUUUAAAAACGAGGUGGAGAGGAUGGGUUUUGAUAUGAACAACGCCUGGAGGAUUUCCAACAUCAAUGAGAAGUACAAAUUAUGUGGUAGCUAUCCUCAAGAGCUCAUAGUGCCUGCCUGGAUCACUGACAAAGAACUAGAAAGUGUAUCAAGUUUCAGGUCCUGGAAGCGCAUCCCUGCCGUCGUCUACAGGCACCAGAGCAAUGGAGCUGUCAUUGCCCGCUGUGGACAGCCAGAGGUUAGCUGGUGGGGCUGGCGAAAUGCAGAUGAUGAGCAUCUGGUACAGUCAGUAGCCAAAGCUUGUGCCUCUGACUCCCGAUCGAGUGGCAGCAAGCUGUCAACUAGGAACACUUCUCGAGACUUUCCCAAUGGGGGAGACCUUUCUGACGUGGAGUUCGAUUCUUCUCUGUCAAAUGCUUCAGGAGCAGAGAGUUUAGCCAUCCAACCGCAGAAGCUUUUGAUCUUGGAUGCACGCUCCUAUGCAGCUGCUGUGGCAAACCGAGCCAAAGGAGGAGGCUGCGAAUGCCCAGAGUAUUACCCAAACUGUGAAGUUGUGUUUAUGGGGAUGGCAAACAUUCAUUCUAUUCGGAGGAGUUUUCAGUCUCUGCGGUUGCUGUGCACUCAGAUGCCAGAUCCGGGAAAUUGGCUAUCAGCUCUUGAAAGCACAAAAUGGCUCCAUCACUUGUCUGUGCUUCUGAAAUCAGCGCUUCUGGUAGUGCAUGCUGUGGAUCAGGAUCAGCGGCCGGUGCUAGUGCACUGCUCAGAUGGCUGGGACCGCACCCCCCAGAUUGUGGCAUUGGCUAAGCUCUUGCUGGACCCUUAUUACCGAACCAUAGAGGGUUUCCAGGUCCUCGUGGAAAUGGAGUGGCUGGAUUUUGGCCAUAAAUUUGCUGACCGGUGUGGUCAUGGGGAGAACUCAGAUGAUCUGAAUGAACGUUGCCCAGUGUUUCUGCAGUGGCUUGACUGUGUUCAUCAGCUUCAGAGGCAAUUUCCUUGCUCUUUUGAGUUCAAUGAAGCAUUCCUUGUGAAACUGGUGCAGCAUACCUAUUCCUGCCUCUUUGGAACAUUCCUGUGCAACAACGCCAAGGAGAGAGGGGAAAAGCAUACUCAGGAACGGACAUGUUCCGUGUGGUCACUUCUUCGGGCAGGCAACAAGGCUUUCAAAAACCUACUGUAUUCCUCUCAGUCAGAAGCCGUGCUGUACCCUGUGUGCCAUGUGCGUAACCUGAUGCUGUGGAGUGCAGUGUACCUGCCCUGCCCAUCCCCAACCACCCCUGUGGACGACAGCUGUGCACCAUACCCAGCCCCAGGCACCAGCCCUGAUGAUCCCCCCCUGAGCCGGCUACCAAAGACUAGAUCAUACGACAAUCUGACCACAGCCUGUGACAACACAGUGCCUCUGGCCAGCCGGCGCUGCAGCGACCCCAGCCUGAACGAGAAGUGGCAGGAGCACCGGCGCUCACUAGAGCUGAGCAGCCUGGCUGGCCCUGGAGAGGAUCCCCUUUCUGCCGACAGCCUAGGGAAGCCCACCAGAGUGCCGGGGGGUGCCGAGCUUUCUGUUGCAGCCGGAGUAGCUGAGGGGCAGAUGGAGAACAUCUUGCAGGAGGCCACCAAAGAGGAGAGUGGAGUAGAGGAACCUGCCCACAGGGCAGGCAUUGAGAUACAGGAGGGUAAAGAGGACCCUCUCUUAGAAAAGGAGAGCAGGAGGAAGACACCUGAGGCCUCAGCCAUUGGACUUCACCAAGACCCAGAAAUGGGUGAUGCUGCUCUGAGGAGCCAUCUGGAUAUGAGCUGGCCUCUGUUCUCACAGGGUAUUUCUGAACAGCAGAGUGGGCUCAGUGUUCUCCUCAGUUCUCUCCAGGUCCCCCCCAGGGGAGAGGAUUCCCUGGAGGUCCCUGUGGAGCAGUUUCGAAUAGAAGAGAUUGCAGAGGGUAGGGAGGAAGCAGUUCUUCCAAUCCCAGUAGAUGCAAAAGUUGGCUAUGGUACCUCACAGUCAUGUUCUCUGCUACCUUCCCAAGUCCCUUUUGAGACCAGAGGACCAAACGUGGACAGUUCUACAGACAUGUUAGUGGAAGAUAAGGUGAAGUCAGUAAGUGGGCCCCAAGGUCAUCAUAGAUCUUGCCUGGUAAAUAGUGGCAAGGACAGGCUUCCUCAGACCAUGGAACCCAGCCCUUCAGAGACAAGCCUGGGCGAGAGGCCCCAAGUGGGGUCUGUGGUGCAUAGGACUUCCCCUGGCAGCACUCUCAGCCUGACACGUUCCCCUUGUGCCUUGCCUUUAGCCGAAUGUAAAGAGGGGCUUGUGUGCAAUGGUGCCCCAGAGACUGAAAACAGGGCCUCAGAGCAGCCCCCAGGUCUUAGCACCCUCCAGAUGUACCCCACACCCAAUGGGCAUUGCACCAAUGGGGAGGCUGGUAGGAGCAAGGACUCACUGAGCCGUCAGCUGUCUGCUAUGAGCUGCAGCUCUGCCCACUUACACUCAAGGAACUUGCACCACAAGUGGCUGCAUAGCCACUCAGGAAGGCCAUCUGCAACCAGCAGCCCCGACCAGCCUUCCCGCAGCCACCUGGACGAUGAUGGCAUGUCAGUGUACACAGACACGAUCCAACAGCGCCUGCGUCAGAUUGAGUCAGGCCACCAGCAGGAAGUAGAAACUUUGAAGAAACAAGUCCAGGAGCUGAAGAGUCGCCUGGAGAGCCAGUACCUGACCAGCUCCCUACACUUUAAUGGAGACUUUGGGGAUGAGGUGACUUCAAUCCCCGACUCGGAAAGCAAUCUGGAUCAGAACUGUUUGUCUCGCUGCAGCACAGAGAUUUUCUCUGAAGCCAGCUGGGAGCAGGUGGAUAAACAGGACACAGAGAUGACCCGUUGGCUUCCUGACCACCUGGCCGCCCACUGCUAUGCGUGCGACAGUGCCUUCUGGCUUGCCAGCAGGAAGCACCACUGCAGGGACACUGACCGUGUUGAUCAAACGUGGAAUUGUGGGAACGUAUUCUGCUCCAGUUGUUGUAACCAGAAGGUUCCAGUUCCCAGCCAGCAGCUCUUUGAACCCAGUCGAGUAUGCAAGUCUUGCUAUAGCAGCCUACAUCCCACAAGCUCCAGCAUUGACCUUGAACUGGAUAAGCCCAUUGCUGCCACUUCCAACUGAAGCUCAGUGACCUGGGUGGGCAGUGGCCAAGCUGCUGUUCCUAUGACAGGCCCACUCAGCCUGGGCAGACCGAGAGGCCCGUGCACUUUGGAAUGGGAGCGUGGAACCACCUGUACAGAGUGACAGAGAUUUGGGAUGCACCACUGGAUUGUAGAUUGAUUUUUCUUUCCUGUCCCCCUACUCCCUCCCUACCUUUUCCACCCUCCUCCUCAAAAAAGGAAACUUUCCCUUGGUUGUCUUAAUUUUUUUUUUUUUUGAUGGAAGACCAAGGGUUGCCAGGCCCACUGUAACUGCCGAGCUGCCUGCUGUCAGGUGACACUGAGGGAUGGCUUGUUUCUUCCGGGUGGGAGGAUGGUGGUCAGAGCCAGGAGUAUGGGAAGAAAGCCAGUGCUAACAUGCAACCAUUCCUCACGCCACCGCCACAUCAGAGCUGGUUGGGAACCCUUUGCUGCUGGGGAGGCUGGAAGCAUAUUCCCCAGGAGCACUGCCCUGGGCAUCAUCUCCCUCCUGCGAGGAGCUGAGCCAGUCCCCUCACAGAUGGAUAAAUGAGGCUGAUGUUUGGAGGGAGAGGCACACUGUAAAUGGCAUCCCCUUAGGCGCCUCUUUGGGAAAGGAAAGUGGAUGCUCCUUUGAGGCAGGCGAGGGGCUGGGAGUGGGUAGCCGUCAUGUUGUCCCCCGUGGGAUCCCAUUUUUAACUUGACCCGGAUUGUCUUGGGCUCCCUUUACUUUCAGGGGGCUGCUUUCCUGGGCCAGGCUGUGUAGCACUUCCCACCCUCAGGCAUGAGUACAGACUGGCCAAAAUGGUUAUGCACUCAAGGCCAAAGCCUCCCCUGAGCCCAGACACACCUGGGUCCCCAUUCUGGGGCCUGGUCCCCUAAACAAUCUCUUCCUCAGCCAGCACAGGGAAAUCCAGACUCAGGGUUCCAGAAAUCCCCCGUUCCCAAACCAAACCAAUCAUGGAUCUUCCCUUUAAGGGGUAGAAUCAGCCUUUAGAGUUACAAGCCCCUGGAAAAGGGAGCAGGUCCCAUACAAUCAGCCUUUCUCCUUCUUCUCUUCUUGGGACAGGAAGAACUGCUGAGCAGUCCCCCUUCGCCGCUCCUGGCUGUCUGAGUGGGCACUUGUCUGGCUGCUGGCCAGCAGUAAAGGGCCACUUGGUGACUUCGUAGGGUUCCUUAGAGAAGUGACAUGGCCUUGAGGAGAUUCAGGGCACCUUUCCUCAGUGAGCUUUGAUAUGGUCCAAAAACAGCCUUAAAUCAAGAAUAUUUGUGGAGGUAGGUGUGGGGAAGGUUGGAGAAGAGUUAGGUUUGUGCUUUGUAAUCUUGGCAUCCAUGUUUUGUGCCUGCCCUCCCUCUUGGGGAGGCCAUGCUUGACUCUGCUGAAAGCUGCUAACUGGUGACAGGGUGGAUCAUGGUGAGGACUAGGGGUAAGGUCAAGGAAUGCUUAAGCUCUGGCCCUGCCCUGUAUUCCUCUUCCCCUUGGUAGCAGUUCCCUGACCAAGGGCAAGGUGUGUCUCAGGAAGGUGGUUCUGUGCAUGCCUGGGUGUGGUUAAGGCGUGGCCCAGAAGGCUUCCCUGGUGCUCUCAGUCCAGGCAAAGCCCAGAGCAUCUGAGCACGUCUCUGACUUCCAGUGGCAACACAGAGUUUGAAUGUGGUGAAACAGGGUGUAGUUCUUUUCCACAUUCUGUGUCAUCUAGUCGUGCAGGUAGGGGAAAAGUUGGUCUAAUUGAAGAUUGUGCAUUUCCUAGUGACAGGUGCCAAGAGGUUAUGAUACGGGUUUCUUGGGUCUGAUGUACAGUGUGAAUAAAUGCUUGCAGCUCUUAGCUCUUUUUUGAUCGAUGAAGCACUUUUUUAUUAAUAUUUUCCUUUGUUAAAGGAGGAACCGUAACUCUCCAUAGCUGUACAUAUAACCCUUUUCUCCUAAAGAGGAGUCAGUCAGUGCUCCUAUAUUUUUCAUUUUUUGUCAAAGCAAGAAGUAAAUACUUUAGAAUUGUUAAAUAUAUAAAUAAAGCAAAUAAAGUUGAGUGUUCCACAUGGUA
Messenger RNA from Gorilla gorilla gorilla (western lowland gorilla), 6072 nucleotides. It is a transcript of the gene MTMR3, whose product is annotated as myotubularin related protein 3. Gene Ontology annotation, biological process: phosphatidylinositol dephosphorylation; regulation of autophagy. The coding region runs from base 414 to 4037 and encodes 1207 amino acids. Gene Ontology annotation, molecular function: metal ion binding; phosphatidylinositol-3,5-bisphosphate 3-phosphatase activity; protein phosphatase binding. The transcript is spliced from 21 exons. Gene Ontology annotation, cellular component: cytoplasm; membrane. The record is from RefSeq and is a predicted model, not a curated record. Lineage: Eukaryota; Metazoa; Chordata; Mammalia; Primates; Hominidae.